Messenger RNA from Racocetra fulgida, 149 nucleotides. The record is from the annotation of a GenBank genome assembly. NCBI's taxonomy places the organism in Eukaryota, Fungi, Glomeromycota, Glomeromycetes, Diversisporales, Gigasporaceae.
UCCUUACACUUUGCAUCAUCCUUGCUGCAUGCUCUCAUGCUACCCCCGUACCUGAUCAAAAAGAAGAUAAAAAAGAAAUUAAAAUUGGAAAGAUUACUGCUAAAGAAAAUGAAAAAAAAGAAGAAAUCACUCUCACCAUAAACUUUAGC